This is a messenger RNA of Amorphotheca resinae ATCC 22711, 3440 nucleotides long. RefSeq lists its product as hypothetical. Gene Ontology annotation, biological process: ubiquitin-dependent protein catabolic process; protein ubiquitination; mitotic cell cycle checkpoint signaling. NCBI's taxonomy places the organism in Eukaryota, Fungi, Ascomycota, Leotiomycetes, Helotiales, Amorphothecaceae. Gene Ontology annotation, cellular component: nucleus. The transcript has 2 exons. The record is from RefSeq and is a predicted model, not a curated record. Gene Ontology annotation, molecular function: ubiquitin-protein transferase activity; metal ion binding; protein binding. The coding region runs from base 203 to 3166 and encodes 987 amino acids.
CCGGCAACCCCGUCAUCAUUUAUCCGUGAGGGUUGACCCUUCGAUCGACCCUGCAUAUCGUGUAUCUGCAUCCUCCCCAAUCCCCGCGACCACAUCUCACACACGGCGUGUAACCAUGUGCUGACGCCCUUCAAACCCCCACACUGCAAAGUCGAUCGCCCAAAACGUCUGGAAACUGCCAAUUUCGCAGGCCCGCAAAGCCAUGGAGGCGGAGAAUCGUGGCCUGGAUCUGGAGAGGGAGUUGAUGUGCUCUAUCUGCACGGAGGUCCUCUACCAGCCUCUGACGCUCCUCGAUUGCCUCCAUACCUUCUGCGGAUCGUGCCUGAAGGAAUGGUUCAACUGGCAGCUGACUGCCUCGCGGAAUGCUGGUGGUUCGAGCCAGUAUACCUGUCCGUCAUGCCGUGCGCCGGUGCGAGACACGAAGCAUAAUGCGACGGUGACUACGCUGCUAGAGAUGUUCUUGGCGGCGAACCCGGAGAAGGCGAAGAGCGAGGAGGAGAAGGGAGAGAUGGAGAAGCGGUACAAGCCGGGGGACGAGGUGCUACCUAAAAUAGAAAUCCGGGAGAAGACCCUACGGGAGAGGAUUGCGGAAGAUGAAGAUAGGAGAUUGAUGGAGGAGGUCAGGAAUAUGAGCCUCAGGGAGGUGGGGGUAGAGCCCCCAGAAGCAGCUCGUAGGGAGCAUAGAAGAAGGGACGAGGGCAGAUCUUACGCGCACAGAUCACAGUCUAGUCGGGAUCAUAGCAGGGACAAUAGAGGCACGGAGGAGCGAGAGAGACGGCGACGGCGAGAAGCAGAGGCUGAAUAUCGAAGAGCCCGGGACGAUAUAAAUCUCCGCCCAGGAGCGCGGGACGAGGACCGGAGACGCAGACGCAGCGAAGAGGAGUCAAGGAGGAGAAAUGAAGAAACUCACCGUACGGUGGAACGCCAGGUUGAACACCAGUCAUCUCUACGGUCCUUGAUCAGCUCAUCAGACAUCGAUUCUCGCGAAAUGGAGGAGGAAAUUCUACGUCAGAUCAGGGAAGAGGGACUUCUGGAUGGAAUAGACCUCGAGAAUAUUGAUGUCAAUCAAGAAGACCAGAUUAGUGAGAGGAUUGCUGAGGCGUUCAGGAGACGACAGAGUGAGAGGGCAAGGCAAGAACCAGCCAGAAGGAGUGAUGCGAGUGGCAGACGCUCACAGACUCGGAGUUCUGCUACUGAAGGAAGAGAGGCAUCACGCGAUGGGAGCAGUGGAACGACGAGGAGACACGGGACUCACUCCAGAUCACCCAGCGGAGCCACUGUGGUCGAUGAGCAGAGAAGACCACCACCAUCUAUGAGCGCGGUCCAGUCAGCUCACCUCGAGCUCAAUGCCAGUAAUGAGGCUAGGAGGAGGAGAAGGAGGACUAUGAGUAGCGGUCGAAGUGCUACCGCCCCCGUAAUCGUGGAAUCACGCCCUGCAGCCCGAUCACAGACCGAUCUCAGUGGUAGACCGCUUUCAACGCAGAUACCUGCUGUACGACCACUGACAAUAUCACAAACAAGAAGUAGUACAGAUCCAACUCUCCGGCCCGGCGCUGAACUACCAACUUCUGAUCGAUCUUCGCGAGAAUCUCAGCCAGCACCAACAUCCAGUUCUAGUGCCGCGACCAACAUACCAUUACGACCCAAAGAACCCUCAGCAGUUACAGUUACUUCUACAACUAUGCCUAAAAUCCGCACAGCCCCACCCGUUGAGAUCUCUGUGCCGACCUCUGCUUCAUGGACCGCCUCUACAGAAGAAGUCGACCGGUCCUUACUACCCCUCCCGUUAUCGCCUCGUGCUCCUUCACAACUCUCACUCUCCGAGAAGGUUACUGCUAUAUCGAGUGGCUCUAGACCAACUUCUUCAUCUUCGUCGACAUCACGAACUCGACCAGAGUUCUACCCCGAGCCAUCUAUAACAUGCGCAAGGUGUAGCAGACCACAUAUUGAAUACGAACUCCAUUACAACUGUGGUAUCUGUUCUGGCGGCAAUUAUAACAUCUGCCUUCAAUGUUACCGGGCAGGUAAAGGCUGCUUGUACUGGUUUGGAUUUGGCUAUGCAGCGUUUGCGAAAUGGGAAAACCAGACCCUUUCCGGAGUGUUGCCGCCAGACGCAGAAAGGCCACACAUGCUCCAUGCGAGUCGUUAUGUCCCUCCGAAAAUCCCUGCUGGAGGAGCUGAUGGACGAAGAACGCUCACUACCGAUGAUCCACAGAGGAGGCUACAAAGUGGUGUCUUCUGUGCAAAUUGUUUAGCAUGGACGAACGAAUGCUACUGGCGCUGCGACGUUUGUAAUGAUGGUGACUGGGGAUUCUGCAACCUCUGUGUUAACCAAGGAAGAUGCUGCACGCAUUCCUUGCUGCCCCUCACCUACAAACCCUCUGAAACUUAUGUUGCACCAUUGUUGCCAAGUCAGGAUCACAGGGCGCCUCCAUCGGCGACCAUUCUCACGGGACCAAACGUGACCAGCUACGGGUCAUUCAAGCCUCUUACUUUUGUGACAACUUGCGACGUCUGUCGUUAUCCAAUCCAGCCUACGAGCAGUCGGUAUCACUGCUUCUCCUGUACUAGCAGAGUUCCCAACACCCAACCCGGGGACUAUGAUAUCUGUGCAACUUGCUACCCGAAGCUCGUCACCUCCCGACGGAUCAGCGCUGAAAAUGGACCGAAUGGCUGGCGCCGCUGUCUGCGCGGCCAUCGCAUGAUCGUCGUCGGCUUCGAAGAUAACCGCAGUGGGCAACGCCGCGUCAUCGUGAAAGACCUCGUUGGCGGCCGCGGUCUGAUCGAGGAGCCCAGCCCAUCCAAGGACCACUCCAGCGGGGAGCUCCAGCAAUGGAGCUGGGGAAACGGGGUGCACAUCAGCGGCGACCGAUCCCACAAGAGACUAGUGACGAACGAUGUCAUGAAGACGGCACCAGCCAGCUCGCCCGGCCCGCCACCCGAGACCGGGUUCCCGCCUGACGGAGGCGUGGGCAUGACGGCCGUCGCGAUCUGGGGUUGGUACCCGACGGCCGACGCCGAGGACGAGCUGCUCUUCCCCAAGGGCGCGGAGAUCAAGGAGUGCAAGGAUGUCAACACGGACUGGUAUUUCGGGACGUAUAUGGGCAAGACGGGACUGUUUCAGGCGAACUAUGUCCGGGUCAUGGAUACGGGCGUCAGGAUCUAGGGUACGGUAUUAUAUUGCGUAUCUCUCUCUCCGUCUCUCUCUCGCUCUCGUUGGAUUAUUUAGUUCUUGAUACGCGAGAUGAUAAUCUAUAAUUCUUGAACUUGUGGAAGUGUGGGAGCAUGAGAGAUGAUGAGGGAUGUCAUCACGGAUUCGUUUUCUGUGUCGCCCAAUAUAAAUAACAGAUUCUAUUGAUUCUUCUGUGAAACCCAAUAGAAUGAUAACUGUGAAAAUGAAGGGGGGAGAGGGGAUGGAUGUGAGAUGCAACGCAAAUGAG